CACCCAGAAGACCGCGACGCGAAAGAAGAGCGGAGCAGGACACGCGACGUCCCAGAGCACGAGGGAAUCCACCGGCAGGAGCAGAAACCAGCCAGGGCAGAAGCAAAAGCACCGGCACCGCUCUCCGGCCAUGAGAACCCUUCGGACCGUGGACUACCGGAGCUCGGCGGUGUCCUCCUCGGCCUCCCUCUCCAAGGCGAUCCGGGACCGGCGGUACCACGAGCUCCCGGAGCUCCUGGGGGAGGCCGUCCUCUCGGAGCGGGGGCCGAGGAACGACCGCGAGCGGACACGAGCAGCAAAGACGGAUGCAAAGACAGACACAGCGGCAGCGGCAGCAACAGAAACAGCAGCAACAACAACAACAACACCAAACCCACAAACCGGCAACCCGCUAUGGGAGGCCAACUCGAGGGGAUGGACCCCCAUGCACGUGGCCGCCACCGGGUGCACGGAGAUGCCGCUGAAGUGGUGGAGGUGGAUCCUGAGGGUGCAAAGGAUCGCCCCGGAACGCGAACGCGAACGCUCGACCACCGGAAAAGCGGAAGCCCCACCGGUCCACCGCCCCUGCGAGCUCUGGAAGAGGCACACCGACACGGGGCAGACGGUUCUGGACCUCUUCUUCCGGGCCGCCCUCCACCCCGCGCCGUGGUUCAAGCGGAGCAGGCGCGAGACGUCCUUCCGGCUCCGGACCGCCAUCGAGCGGCUCCUGGUCAAAGACGGUCGGAGCGGCCUCUCCGCGUUGAGGAAGCUCGUGGUGGCCGGAGCAAAAGCCCCCGAGGCGGAAACCAGCCAGAGCCGCGGUAGAGACCCACCGCACGCGCAAGGCCAAGGCCGAGGCGAUGCCCCUAGAACCGCCGGCACUGGCGACGACGACGACGAAAACGACGACAACGAAAACGAAAACGACGACGAAAGCGUGCUGCUGGUCCUGGGCUUUUGGAGAAAACUGGAGGCCCUGCUCUCGGCCUGCGCCGAGGCCGAGCCACACCGCGGGCCCCCAGCGACCGGCAAGGAAAACGACGAAAACGACCACCGCCGGUGGCAGGGUGCCUUCGCCUCGCUGGCGCUGUCCGACCGGCCCCCCCCGGUGGCAAAGUGCGUCCGCCUCCUCGCCACCCUGCCCUUUUGCCCGGAGCUCGUGGGGAGGCUCGCGCUGGCGCUCUUCCCGCAGGGCGAAUCCCCGUGUUCGCGUUCGCGUUCGCCGCCGGUCCCCCUCCUGCACGCCUGGAUCCGGUCCCGGCAGGGCCCCCCUCCCCCGAGGGCCGACCCCGGGAUCCUCCCGGUCCUCUGUUCCACCCACGAGGGGUCCGCGGGCCUCCCCGAUCUUGCCCUGGGGGGCCGGCUCCCCCUGCACUCGGCGGUGGCCCUGGGGUGCCCCUGGGAGGGGGCCGCAAGGCCGAUCUUUGGGGCCUUUCCGGCCGCGGCGGGCCUCCCCGAUCCGUCCACGGGACUCCCGGCCUUUUGCCUGGGGGGCCUCCCGGCAAGAUCGCAAGAGCACCAGCGAUGGUCGUCGUCGUCGUCUGCGUCUGCGUCGUCGUCUUGGUAUGCUUCUGCUUCCGACGCUUGGAGGGGCGGGGCCCUUUGCGUCCGGCGGAUCGACCGGGACCGGGCCCUCGAGGCGGAGGCCGCGGAAUCGGAGCGAUCGAGGCUGACGACGGCCUACGAGGUCCUCCGGCGGAACCCGUCCGUUCUGGAAGCGGCGGUGGUGCGCGGGGAUGUUCGGCGGAAGCAAAAGCAACAAGGGCACCCCAGGGAGGGCCUCGGUGCGGCGCAAGAGACCUAGCUAGCUAGCUAGCUAGCUAACUAGUGGAACAAAAGGAUUAAAAACUAGUCUCUCGU
Pseudo-nitzschia multistriata is the source of this 1839-nucleotide messenger RNA. The record is from the annotation of a GenBank genome assembly. NCBI's taxonomy places the organism in Eukaryota, Bacillariophyta, Bacillariophyceae, Bacillariales, Bacillariaceae.